AUGAGUGUAAUGAAGAUCCCCUUCCUCAUAGCUUCGGCUAUUGGCAUCCAUGUUUCGUACACUACUUCUUCCCCUCCACCGUCAUCUGGAGAGAAGGUGAUGCCCACCGCGCUCGAAUACUCUGUCAGAUGGGUUCUUGCACUUCGUGGUUUAGAGUUAAUGAAGAUCAGCGCAUGGGCAGCAUCGUGUGUUGAAGCUGCCAACAUCCUUGCCAUGCAUAUUGAUCCCUCACACAUACCAGAGGGCAUCUACGGCGCUAGAGCUGUGCACCUUUUACGCUCUCUUCAACCCACGCCAAUCACCCCCGCUUUUCUUGCCGGUAGUCUUGCUGCCACGGCUGGCGGCGUGAUCAGACUUUAUUGCAUUUGGACGUUAGGAAAGCUUUGGAGCUUCCAGCUCAGCGUCAGAAAAGAGCACAGCCUUAUGACAAGCGGACCAUACUCUAUCGUCCGCCACCCAAGCUAUACUGGUUGCCUUCUCCAAUAUGUUGGGGUUAUCGUCAUGUACGGAAGCCCAGGGUCGUGGAUGUGGCAGUCUGGGAUUCUACAAGUGCCUUUCACGAGAGUAAUAGCUGCGAUUAGCUUCAUCUUGUUUACGGUAUGUGCUUGGGUUGCCAUCACCCGACCUGCAGUGGAGGACAAGAUGCUGCAGCGUGCUUUGGGAGAAGAAUGGGCGAAUUGGGCGAAGAAAGUGAAUUAUCGAUUGCUUCCAGGGGUUUAUUGA
Molecule: messenger RNA, 723 nt
Organism: Suillus clintonianus
Lineage: Eukaryota; Fungi; Basidiomycota; Agaricomycetes; Boletales; Suillaceae
Exons: 2
Coding region: 1-723 (240 amino acids)
Biological process (GO): C-terminal protein methylation
Cellular component (GO): membrane
Molecular function (GO): protein C-terminal S-isoprenylcysteine carboxyl O-methyltransferase activity
Source: RefSeq, a predicted model, not a curated record